CUCCGCCGGGCCCUGGAGUCACUCCCUAGAGCCACUUCCGCCCAGGGCGGGGCCCAGGCCACGCCCACUGGCAAGACCGCGCCGGAGGCUCCCGGAGACGGCGGAUUCUUACCCCUGCUGUCGGAACUCGAAAAGCUCUCCGCUUGGCAGGUGUCGGGUGACCUGCUGAUCUUCCCGAAAAUGAUGGCGUUUUGCGCGCUGCGCAAGGCCCUUCCCUGCCGUCCCGAGAAUCCCUUUUCUUCGAGGUGCUUCGUUGAGAUUCUUUCGGUGGCCCUAGUGUUCCUGCUUCCCAUGUCCUCAGAUGCCUGUGAUGAGCCACCGAAGUUUGAAAGCAUGAGGCCCAAAGUUUUGUCUAAUACCAGUUACCGGCCCGGAGACAGUGUAGAGUAUGAAUGUCGCCCCGGGUUCCAGCCCAUGGUUCCUGCGCUUCCCACCUUUUCCGUCUGUCAGGACGAUAAUACAUGGUCACCCCUCCAGGAGGCUUGUAGAAGAAAAUCCUGUUCGAGUCUACCAGACCCAUCAAAUGGCCAAGUUAGUUACCCAAAUGGGGAUACUCUGUUUGGUUCGAAGGCUCAGUUUACCUGUAACAGUGGUUUUUACAUAAUUGGAGCCGAGACUGUGUAUUGUCAGGUUUCUGGGAAUGGUAUGGCCUGGAGUGACCCCCCCCCGAUAUGUGAGAAGAUUUUGUGUAAACCACCUGGCGAUAUUCCAAAUGGAAAAUACACCAAUAGCCAUAAGGAUGUAUUUGAAUACAAUGAAGUAGUAACUUACAGUUGUCUUUCUUCAACUGGACCAGAUGAAUUUUCACUUAUUGGAGAGAGCAGCCUUUUUUGUAUUGGGAAGGACAAGUGGAGUAGUGACCCCCCUGAGUGUAAAGUGGUCAAAUGUCCAUAUCCAGUAGUCCCAAAUGGAGAAAUUGUAUCAGGAUUUGGAUCAAAAUUUUACUACAAAGCAGAGGUUAUAUUUAAAUGCAAUGCUGGUUUUACCCUUCAUGGCAGAGACACAGUUGUCUGCAGUGCAAACAGCAUGUGGGAGCCUGAGAUGCCCCAAUGUAUCAAAGAGUCAACUCCUCCUAUUACCCAACCUCCAACUCCUAGUGUCUCAGAGUCAACUCCUCCUAUUACCCAACCUCCAACUCCUAGUGUCUCAGAUUCCAAGCCUACUGGUACACCUGCAACCCCAGGACCAAGCCAUCCAGGACCUCCCAGUCCCAGUGAUGCAUCACCACCUAAAGAUGCUGAGAGUUUAGGUGGAGGAAUCAUCGCUGCAAUUGUUGUGGGCCUCUUUGGCAUUGCAGUAGUUGCUGCUGUUGGUAUAUGCCUUUAUCGUCAUAAAUGCAAGAAAAGGUCGAAGUAAAACUGAUGUGCUUAAAGUAAAAGUUGCUGAGAGGGAAAACAGAGAUUAGUGCUUCAUACAGCACCUACCAGGAUAAAGCAGCCACUCCAGCAGAAUAGACGGACUAAAUGACUUCCACAAACCCUUGAAAAUGAAGGAAAUGUCAGCAUUUGAGAGAAAGAUCUUGAGGAGCUAGGUCCUCCUUUUUUCACAUGGAAAAGACAAGUUCUGUAUGACCUCACAUGUGGAAUCAAAAAAGUUUUUCUAUGGCAAAGGAGAUCGGCUUGAAGGGGUGGGGACGGGGGAGGGGGUGGUUGGGGAAGGACUGAGUGAAGGCGGGCAGAAGACAUACACCUUUUACACUUUCUCACCUGUAAGAUAAACAGGGACUGAGAGGGACUGCACAGCUUAGUGACUCCAGUUUGCGAGUGAUACUGUAUAUUGGCCGGUUGCUAGGACCGCAGAUACUUAAAUCUGUAAUCAGCUAGAAGAAAACCAGGUCUGUGUAGGUCUGUGCAGUGAUGGAUGGUAACUAAACUUUAAUUGUGAUCAUUUUACAAUAAGACAUUAUCAAAUCCUGCUGUACAGCUGAAGCUUACACAAUGCUGUAUGUCAAACAUGUCUCAGUACUGAAAGAAAAAAAAUCUGUAACAAUUAUUUCCUGGCUUCUCACAGUAUCAGGAGUAGAACUGCUAAACUGUAAUGCUGACAUUUUACUGGGGCUGGAGUGUGGCCCUUUGUGCUUCUUUGAAACGUGUAUGAAUUUAGGUUUGAACCUCUUGUUUUCCGUUAAGUGACACUUGUAUUUGCAGGGCAAGCCAACACAGUAUCCCCGGGUGUUAGGGUGGGCAAAUAUUGCUUCUCUGCAGUCUUUGAACUCAGAGAAAUGGCAUUCAAGAUGAUGAUAUUUACAUUUCAUUUGUAAAGAAAGCGAUGUUGAAAAUUUUUCUGUUCAAAGGUUCAUGCCAGCUCUUCAGGUUCAUUCAUCUACAGUCCUAAAAAUGUCUUUUACGUAUGUGUGUACACUUCUUUUUACAAAUGUGUGUGUGCACUGCUUCAGCUCUUAGUAAAAAUAAGAAUACUGAACACUGAGAAUUUAAACACAUUUGUCUUCCUGAUAAUGAUUAUCGGAAAAUACUCUUAAUGGGGUAAAACUGUAUUUAAAAAGUUAUUUGUAUCUUCUUGGCGACUGAGAGAAGCUAUAAAGUGUAUACAUGGCAGUCACCCUUUUCAAUAGUAGGAAGGCAGUCUCAAGUAAUCAAAAAGAACUCAGCGUCCGUUCCAGGCUUCUAGAAACAGUUGGAGGGCUCUAACACGCACAGCAAGAGUGCCGGCCGAGUCCAAAGCGGCCUCCAGUUCUCCUCAAGAGAAUCCCACUCUUUAGAGGAUGAGAAAUCCACUCUAAAUUCUGGCCAUCGGUGGCCUUCCCUCCCAACUUGAAUAGGCGUCUCGUAGGGAAAAACGUGUCACCCACGGGUAGGCAGUUAAUGUAGAGAAAGUUCAUCAGAGCAGGUCACGUCGCCGCGUCCGUAAAGCACAGAGUGAAAGUGAAGCCACGUGUUUCAGAAGAGCAAACUUACCUCUGUGGCUCCCCUGCCGCCCAUGCAAAGGGAGGAAAAGAGCCAACAGCCCAGGUGGCUCUUGAUGUUCAGGUGACACAGAUCCCGGCCCUCUCCUCUGUCCUCACACCUGGCAGGGACUCUUUCCAAAGAGCCAGAGGCCGAAGAGGAUGGCCUGCCCUUCCAAUUCAGCUAAAACUCUUGCAUCUACGCUUUUAUAGUUAGUAGCUCAGGUUGGGCCAGAGAAGCGUUGCCUCGAGAGAGGAAUGAGGAAUCAAGCGUGGAACCAGGGGAAAAUGAUGUGACCCUCUAAGGACGUGUUUCUAAGACGCUGUAAGUGUUGCUUCUCUUUGCAAGGAUUCUGCAUUAACCAUCAAGUAGUAGUUUGGACCUGUUUUCACAUACUUUUCAAGGAUGUAGCACUUUCUUGGAAGCAAGGGAUGUGGCUGUCGUUCUUAUUUCUUCAAAACCCUUCAAGGAGUGUUUGCAACCAAAGAUGUGCACUUACCAAAACAGACUUUCGUAGUUUCCACUUCGGAUUCAGUCUUUCCACUUUAUUUAUAUGUGAGACUGAAAUGGGUGUGUAAAUAUAUAUGAUGUUCUGCUUGUCAAACCAUUUGUCACUUACCUAAACAUAUGGGGAAACCACUGUUCUCUAGAAAUGUAGAGGGAAAAAAGUGUAUUUGAAUUUAAAGGGCUCGUAAACCUGCAGGAAUAUAUGCGUACUAGAUGGAUAUGUGCUAUGUAUUAUUGUAAAUUUUGUGAAAGUUGUAUCUUCUCACCUGCUAUAAAAGACGUACUUUCAGAGCA
Phacochoerus africanus (Common warthog) is the source of this 3704-nucleotide messenger RNA. RefSeq names its product CD46 molecule (gene CD46). The transcript is spliced from 14 exons. The coding region runs from base 181 to 1356 and encodes 391 amino acids. Lineage: Eukaryota; Metazoa; Chordata; Mammalia; Artiodactyla; Suidae. The record is from RefSeq and is a predicted model, not a curated record. Gene Ontology annotation, cellular component: cell surface. Gene Ontology annotation, biological process: negative regulation of complement activation, classical pathway.